Penicillium longicatenatum is the source of this 1329-nucleotide messenger RNA. It is a transcript of the gene gliI, whose product is annotated as aminotransferase gliI. The record is from RefSeq and is a predicted model, not a curated record. Lineage: Eukaryota; Fungi; Ascomycota; Eurotiomycetes; Eurotiales; Aspergillaceae. The coding region runs from base 1 to 1329 and encodes 442 amino acids. The transcript is spliced from 2 exons. Gene Ontology annotation, molecular function: pyridoxal phosphate binding; transaminase activity. Gene Ontology annotation, biological process: biosynthetic process; amino acid metabolic process.
AUGGACCAAUCUUCCGGGCUCUCCACCCAUGCUGGCGCGACAGUCGCCCAACUCCUUCCCGCAUUCGACUUUUCAAAAUUCGACAUCCCUCGCAAUGAAUCGGGCACUAGUCCAAUUGAUAUGUCGAUGGGUGAGAAUGGUGUGCUUGGUGAUGAAAUGAUUUCAGCCUGCAAGAGUGCUGUUGAACAUGGCUUUGCGGUGGGCAAUCUAUCAUACCCCAAAAGCCCUCUUGGUGAUCCCGAGCUUUUGAAGAUCUUGGCUAUCUUUUUCAAUAAUUAUUUUCAGCCCGCCCAGAGGGUAGAGUCAUCGCAUAUCUCAGUUGCAGCCGGGGCUUCGGCAUGUCUCAAUGAUCUAAUGUAUAGCAUCUGUGAGCCGGGAGAUGCAGUUUUAGUGCCUGGUCCAUAUUGGAGUGAGUGUUUCAUGACAGAAUACAAAGAAGAAAAGGAGACUUUGAUGCUGAUUCUGGCAGAUGGAUUCGACUUUCACUUUAAUAUCCGAGCUCAGGUCACUCCAAUUACCGUCUCUCUUCCUCAAAUGGAGGAUCAGUUUACGUUAGAGUUGAUCUCCGCACUUGAAAACGCGUACAAAAGUGCUUCUCGCCCAGUUCGAGCGAUUGUCCUCACCAACCCUCACAAUCCUUUAGGGAGAUGUUAUCCCAAGGAGGUCCUCGAAGGCUGUCUCGUGUUCUGUGCCCGUCACAAUCUGCAUUUUAUUUCCGACGAGGUCUACGCGCUCUCCACCUUUUCCAGUGAUGACUUCUCCCAGACUCCAGUUCCCUUCACUCCAAUAAUGUCACUCGACGUGACCGCUAUAGGCGGAGAUCUAUCACGGGUACAUACGGUAUGGAGUAUUAGCAAAGAUUUCGGCUGCAACGGACUACGAAUAGGCUGCAUCGUGUCCCAGGAGAAUCAACCUCUCAAUCUUCAUCUCGGUAUUUCGGCUAGCCUAAAUUUCUCGUCAGUCAGCUCGCUUAUCGCUAAAGCAAUCCUCGCAUCCCCUCAGUUGCCACACUUACUCGCCCUCAAUUCCCAGCGCCUUGGAAAACAAUACAAGGUUCUAACGGCGUUUUUGAAGAGCCACGGUAUUGAGUACUUUCCUGCAUCGGCCGGGCUCUUUGUAUUUGCACGACUGGUACCUGAUUCAAAAACAUGGGAGGAGGAAGCUGACAUGGUUCGUCGGAUGAGAGACGUUGGAGUGCUAGUUGGACCUGGAAAGGUCUAUCAUACCGGGGAGGGGGACAAGGGGUGGUUCCGAUUGACCUUUGCUUUAAAGAAUGACAUACUUGAGCAGGGGUUGCAAAGGCUGGAAAGGGGAUUGAUAAACUUCUAG